Molecule: messenger RNA, 10206 nt
Organism: Bactrocera neohumeralis
Lineage: Eukaryota; Metazoa; Arthropoda; Insecta; Diptera; Tephritidae
Gene: Cad99C
Product: cadherin-99C
Exons: 13
Coding region: 2216-7456 (1746 amino acids)
Biological process (GO): homophilic cell-cell adhesion
Cellular component (GO): plasma membrane
Molecular function (GO): calcium ion binding
Source: RefSeq, a predicted model, not a curated record
GCGAUUCAGUGUUGAACGAACUUUUGUUGCGUCUGGUCAAUGUGAAUCGCAAGUUCUGCUUAGCGUGUAAACACCGUGUAUUGUACUUACACACGCUCGCAGCUUUGUCGUCGUUGUCAUGUUUAUCCGGAGCCUACGUUACUCGCUUGAGCUUAGUGUUGUUUAUGUGCUUGCUCGCCUACCUGUGCGCUUGGGUCAGGUCUGCAGAAGUGAAGUGUAAACAAGUUUUGCGCCCCAGCUUCAACGCGUGCGCCUAGUUGGUAGGUGUUUUGGACUAUCGUAAUUGUCGUUGUUGCCUUUGUUAUUGUUGUUAUUCGUUGAUUCAACACAGCUGGGUUUACCUGCGCCUACUCUCUGCGCUCGGCGUGUGUAAUUCACUAGUUCGUUGCUAGUUCUCUUGCUGCUCCAAAUUCGCCAAUGCAUUCGCGUUCUAACAUUUUAUUUGCAUCGUUUGUGUUGUUGCAAUUGUUGUUGCCGUCAUUGCUGCCAACUUGCAAUCUGAGCCUUUUCGGUAGGACUGCUAUUGUUGUUGCCGCUGCCGCUGCUACUGCUGAGUUUUGUGUUUUGUUCAACAGUGCAGCCGCUUAUAUUUUAUAUAAUUUCAAUAAAAUAUAUGUUCACACCUGUACAUACGCAAUGCUCGUUUGUGAAGUUUAAUCAAAAUAAAUAUUCAAAACUCGUAAAAUAAUUAUCAUCUCUGCUGUCGUCCGUCGCGAAUGUCUCUUAUGUAAAUAUACCUUCGUACAAAUGUGAAUUCAAUAAAAUAAAUAAAUGAUAAAAUUAAAUAAAGGAGUGUUCGUCAAAGUGUUCAAGUGUGCUUAAAACUACAAACAAACUGACUACAACAACACACGCAUCUUGGAUAAAAUGAUGGAAAGAGCAAAUUUUCGGUGAAAAACAAAAAUAACUAAAUUGAAAUCCAUGCAAAAUAUAUUUUAAAACAACUGAGAAUCAAUAACAACUAUGAUAAGAGAAGCGCACGCCUGCUAAAUAAAUAACAACAACAAAUUACAAAGGCAGCAAAAUAAUUGAAAACUGAAAUUAACUGCUGCGCUGCGAAAUUGUAUGUAAUUUUGCAAUUAUCCCUUUUCAUUUCCAUCUACUGCCAUAUCGGAGGUAAAUUACCGACAAACAUACAAAAAACAACAUGCUUGCGCUAUUAUGAGUGAUUGUGAAUACACAAGUGUUAACUGUACAUGUGUUUGUGAGCGCGAUUACUUGGCCUUUGUUGAUUGCGAUUGCAACGCCAAAAGUAAAACCGAGCGAAGAAAUCGCCAUUAACUAGUUUACUAGAGACAUUACGGACUGUACUGAGGUACAUAGUUAGUUUCUACAAGAACAACAGAAAUAAGAACAAGAAAUAAAUAAAGCAUUCAGUAGAGUGCUCGCUGUUGUUGUUGUGUUAUUUUGGCAGGUUGCACAAGAUUAUCUCGCACACAUCCUGUUGUAACGUGACUUUUACCACCUUACAAUAAUUUACGUCAACUUCGUUCCACAGUACAUCAUGUACCCUCACCAUACCACCAUACGUACUAAACUUCACCGCAUUGACUACGCACACAACUUACCUCACUACGAUGAUGAAAGCUGCUAGAGCUUUCCACCAUACGUACUAACGCACCAUACGCAUACAACUUACCUCGCUACGGUAACGAAAGCUGCGCGAUGCUGCUAUAAAAGCAAGCACUUUACACCAAAUGCGAUCUUUUGCUCCAGCUCGCCGAACCGGACGGUCGCCCAGCAUCGCGCAGGAAAAUAGCAGUAAGCAGGGAGGAGCCCGUCGUAUACAUCACCGUGCCAGUCACAACAAGCGUCAACGCCUGGCUUACCAAUUCCGUUCAUUGUCAUCACCGUGCCAGUCGCAACAAGCGUCAACGCCUGGCUCAUCAAUUCCGUUCAUUUUCAUCAUCGUGCCAGGUCCAACAAGCGUCAACACCUGACUCAUCAAUCCCGUUCGUUUUCAUCACGCUGGUCUGGCUAUCCGCAUAAGGAGUGGGGGUGUGGAUAUAACUUUACGAGGAUAAAACUCGUCUCUUUUUUGCUAAGGGUUCGUGGGUCCCAAGGCUGACCCUGGAGCGGCUGAGCAUUCCUCAGCUAUGGACGAAACCCCAUUACACUGUUGCAUCGCAUCGCCGCAGUUUCGCAGCUUUGCUGAUUGUAUGGCAUUACAAUUUUAAAUCAAGUACACCGAUUUCUUUCUCCCAAAAGCCACACAAUGUCAACGCCACACACUUUGAGUCGAAGUGCAGCAGCAAGCACAGCGCGUUUGUUAUUGUUCUUGUUGUUGCUUAGUUGUCAACGUAUUGCGGGUAUUUUGGGCAAAUCACAGCUGUGCGAAGUUGAAACGGGACAAACGAAUAUUAUAUUGGAUAUUGAAGAGAGUCGUGGUGAUUUUAUUGGCCAACAAACCACGCCGCCGGAGUUGCCAAUUUACGGUGAUCCCUACACGGAAAUUGCACUGAAUCUAGUCUUCCCAAAGGGGAAUCCGACAUUCCUGCUGGACGGCAAAAAAUUGCAGCUGCUGCAGCCGCUCGAUCGCGAUGAGGAGAAUCUGAGUCACAUUGUCUUUCAGGUUUCCUGUUCGAUUCGCAACGCAACCAACAAACGACGCAGCAUUCCGAUUAUUGUGCGCGUAUCUGAUGUCAACGACAAUGCGCCGCGCUUCAUGAACACACCCUAUGAGGUCACCGUGCCGGAGAGCACUCCGGUUGGCACGACGAUCUUCCGCCACAUUCAAGCGCUGGACAAGGAUGCUGGUGUUAAUGGACUCGUCGAGUAUUUUAUUGUUGAGGGCAACACAAACACAACGGAAGAUGAGACAAUGACAAUUGCCGAUGGUUAUGGUACAUUUGCAAUUUCCUUUCCCCAUCAAGGGCAGGUGACUGUCGCCAAAACGCUGGAUUACGAGAAGGUGCAACGUUAUUAUCUAACAAUCGUCGCAGCGGACCGCGCACGCAACGUUUCGGAGCGCCUAUCGUCGACUACCACGCUGACGGUGAACGUAGCCGAUUCGGACGACCAGGAUCCAUCGUUUAUUUAUCGUGGCUGUGUGCUACUCGAUGGCGCCUGCAUCAAUCCCGAGUACUCCGCCUCGGUGCCGGCCGGGUCGCUGCAAGGUGUGCUCACCGUUACGCCAGAACGCAUACAGGCCGUUGACUUGGACACGAUCAGUUCGCCAAUACAUUACUCCUUCGCCAGCGGCAUGCCAAACAAUUAUGCAGAUUACUUUGAGAUUGAUGAGCAGACGGGCGUGUUGAAGCAGAUCAAAGCGGUGGACACGUCGACCGCCAAAAAAUAUGAUAUUGUCGUGAAAGCCGAGGAAGUGUCAAUGGCAAAACGCUUCACCACCGCCAAGUUGACGAUCAAUGUGAAGCCCGUCGAUGCCAAUCCACCAGUUAUAAGUGCAAGCGAUAUUGACGGCUAUGUGGACGAGAAUUCGCCCAUCGGUACACGUGUUGUUGACGCAAAUGGUCGUCCAAUCUCUUUUAAAACCACGGACGCCGAUUUGGGUGAAAAUGAUCCCAAACCCGACUAUAUUUACGAGCUAACAACGCCAUCUUUUAACGUUACAAACGACGGUAUUUUGAUUGUCAAUGAGGAGGGCUUAGAUCGUGAUCCACCAGCGCCCGGACGCUACAAAUUCCAAGUGGUUGCACGUGAACCCCGCACAAAUGCGGCCAGUGCGCCACUCAGCCUUACCGUACACCUACGCGAUGUGAAUGACAAUCCGCCCAAGCUCGCAAUGGUGCCACCAAUCACGAUUACCGCCGGUGAUGGUCAACGCAAUGUCACUAAGGUGAUUGCCACGGACAAUGAUGAAGGCGAAAAUGCCAUAAUCACAUAUUCUAUCUAUCAUGUAUCCAAUAACGGACAGCAGAAGUUCCACAUCGACGAGAAGACCGGUGAGAUAGAGACGAGAGGCCGCUUAUUGGCAGGCGAACAGUAUAGCAUAACAGUGCAGGCAACAGAUAAUGGUGGGCUUUCUUCCCAAGCUAUUGUCGAAAUCGCCGUAACACCGGGACCGAAUACGAAACCGCCAAAGUUCGUCAAGCCCAUUUAUGAGGUGCAAGUUAGCGAAGGUGCUGAGAUCAAUUCCACCGUAACGGUAGUGCAUGCCGAAGAUCCUGAGAAUGAUCCGGUGGUGUACUCUAUCGUUUCGGGCAACGAUUUGCGCCAAUUCGCUGUAGGUCAAGAAAGUGGUGUCAUUAUGGUGAUACGCAAAUUAGAUCGUGAAAGUCUCACACGCUAUCAACUUACUGUGUUAGCCGAAGAUAAUGGCGGUCUAUCGAGCAGUGCCACGGUGAAUAUCAAAGUGACCGAUAUCAAUGACAAAAACCCCGAGUUCGAUGAGUCCACACUACCAUACGUAUUCGAAGUGGAUGAGGGACAGAAGGAUGCUUUUGUGGGCAUUGUACAUGCUACAGAUGCAGAUGAGGGUAUCAACGCUGAGAUCACUUACUCCGUGCCACAAGACAUACCCUUCGCCAUCGACGGUAAGUCGGGUGAGAUACGGACCGCCGCGCCUUUGGAUUAUGAGCGUCAGAAAGAGUACCGCUUCGUGGUGACCGCCAAGGAUGGGGCGCCAGAUGCGCGUCUCGGUACGGCAAGCGUUACAGUGCAGGUGCGUGAUCUGCCCGAUGAGGUGCCGAAGUUUACGGAUGCACGCAUUGAUGUGCAUGUGCCCGAAAAUGAGGCCGACUACUUGGUAGCAACCGUACAAGCUUUCGAUCCGGAUACGGUACAACAGAUCACUUACGUGCUACGCAAAGGUGCGUCUGAUCUCUUCAAGGUAUCGCCACAAACAGGUGAAAUACGCACCACCACUGGGCUGGAUUAUGAGAAGAAGAAGCAGCAUGAACUUAUUGUUGGCACAAUUGAGAAUGAUGGCGAUGGACCCGGUGACACGAUACGCAUUUUUAUCGAAGUUGACGAUCGCAACGAUGUGCGUCCGGUCUUUGCGGCUGUACCGGAACCUGUUACAGUUAACGACGAUCAAUCGAUCGGUACGCGUAUAGCAACAAUGGCGGCUAUAGAUGGUGAUGGCUCUUCGCCUGGCAAUGUGGUGCGCUACGAGAUGGUCGGACGUGGCAAGGCAUUAAAGUAUUUCCAAGUGGAUGCCGAUUCGGGUACCGUGCGUAUAAGAGAUGAUUUGCGCAAGGAGGAGGACACCGAGUAUCAGGUGGAUAUACGCGCUUACGAUAUGGGUGAACCGCAGCUGAGUUCCGUAGCCACUUUGCCGGUGUUCGUACGACAUCUGUUGAUCGAUCCGAACGAGAGCAAUACGAUGGAGGGUAAACUGAAUGACGGUGCCAUAAUGAGUCCAGAGAGCAUAGGUUUGGCUUUCAGCGACGACAGUUAUACUACCGGUGUACCAGAGACUACCGGCAUAAAUGCAACGAUUAAAGUGAUACAAGUAAUUAAUUCAAAGAAGUCGCGCGACGGCACACCAAGCUUUAAAUGCGAAAUAAUCAACGGCAAUGAUAUGGACUACUUCGAUAUAAUGACCGAAGAUCACGGUUGUGGUGUAAAAUUGAUAAAGCAUCUCGAUUUUGAGAACACCACCGCCUACUCGUUGAGCAUACGCCUCAUUUCCCACAAAUACUUCGUGAAUCCGCAAAGAAGCUUGGCUACGGUGAAAAUAAUUGUGCAGGAUGAAAACGACAAUGCGCCCGAGUUUAUUUUCAAUCGUGCGCACCCCACACGUAAAGACACUUUCUACGCGGUGGUGGCUCCCGAAGUGGACAUCGACACACCGAUCCUGCAAGUACGCGCCACCGAUCGUGAUUCCGGUAAAUACGGCAUGAUACGUUACAAGAUUUACGAUGAAGAGGACAAUGUAAUCAGCGAUGAGAAUUUGCCCACAACCUACUUCGUCAUGACUGAAGAUACCGGCAUCCUGCGCACGGCAAAACUCUUCCAGGACGGUGCGACGUUCCCCAUGAUGUUCUAUGUGGAAGCGCGCGAUAAUGACGGUCAAGAGCUGGGUUCGCAUCACACACGCGCGCGUAUUGUGAUCAAUCAGAUAACCGAUCAGCAUCGCAUGUCUUUGGCCUUCUCCGAUUCGGCACCAAAUGAGAUACGCAAUCACUACAGCGCUUUGGAAGAGCUGCUGGAAGAGAAGACCAAUGGGCUCAUAACCGGUAUAGAGCGCUUCAGUAAUCGUAAAAUUUUAACAGAGAAUGGCACGAUCGUUGAAAACCCCGCCGCAACGGAUGUCUGGUUCUACUUGAUCGAUCCCAAGACAGAGCAGAUACUUCCGCGCAAUGAUACCACGGUGCGUGAGGCGUUACUGGAGCCGACAGCACGCGCUGAGCUCAACUUUGCCGCUUCUGGUGUGGCGCAUGCGACCGCCGAGGGUAUAUAUGCACCCAUUGAGAUGAAGCAGCAAGUGACCAGGGUUAAAGCAGCUAUAGCAAUCAACGAUGACGUAUUCCCCUACACGCUAAUCGCCAUCUCGAUAAUCAUACUCAUACUCGGCACCAUCGGCAUCAUCUACAUUUGCAUCUCGUGGUCAAAGUACAAAAACUUCAAACAGCGCAUGCGCCAAUACGCCGCGCCCAGCCCCACGCGCUACGACCCGGUAAUUGUAAACUCGCAAGCGGCCAACUCCGGCGACGCCGUAGCCAACAUGAAAGAGUAUGAGACACAAGUGUUGGCCAUGGCUGUGCCACCAGAUGGCGAUGAUGAUCUCCAGUUGGACUUCAGCGCCAAGAAUCAUGCCUUCUCGCUGGACAACGUCAGCUACAUUACGCACAAAGAGAACGGCACGAGCGGCGGUCAGGCGAGUCCAUCGCAUUCGGAUGCAACGACCGCCACAAUUACCACUUUGCGUCGCAAUAACAAUAACAAUAAUCUGAAUAAUAUGGCGCAUAAUAACAGCAAUAACAAUAAUAACAACAACAUGAACGGCAUGAAUAAUCGCCAGAACACAUUUAACCGCACGCUGGAAAUGAAUGCGCGCAACAAUGCAAACCCGCUAGCGGCGGCCGCAAAUGGCACGCUGCCCGGCACUUUGACGCUGGGUCGUCUCAAGCAUCAAAAUGGCGCCACCCACUAUCAGAACGGUGGCUACAAGCUCGACGCUGUGAGUCGCAAUAAUCUGGCGAAUCUUCAGAACAAUAGCUACAGCACAAUGGGUCGACGGGGAAAUACAUUUGGCGGGCCAAAUGGUCUGAAUAGCUUGAAUGGCGGCGCUGCUGAUGGUAGCGGGAAUGUUGGUGAGUUGAUGACAAACACGCUGGGACGCAACAAUCAUCAGCAUCAUCACCUCAACAGUCGCGGCUAUGCGGACGUGCCCAUAACGAACCCGCUCUUUCAACGCUCCAAUGGGGACCUGAGCCACAUAAGUACCACCAAUGAAAAUGUCACUUUCGGCAAGCGUGAUUAUGGACAGUUAGGUUUUUCUUAUUUAAAUGAUUUAGAUCGUUCAGAGGUUGAGACGACAACGGAGCUGUAAAAUUAGAAGAUUUUGAAAACCAACGAAUAUUUGCGACAAUUUUUUAAAAAGCUAAAAUAUUAAUAAACACUUAUGAGCAGCUGGAGAGAAGAUAAAAUCGAAUAAGAAGGCUAAAUUAUAAAGGAGAAUAUAAAAUUAUACAAAAUUAUAAAAAAUAACAAUUUCUCUGCUGUAAGGCGCAUUUUAGGCACUAAAAACCUGCUAACUUCUCUCUGCGCUCUCUCAUUUGAGGCGGCUCAUUUGUGUAUUGAAAACGAACAAUAAUAAUAACAAUAACCCACACAAUGCCAAACUGAAAUAGUUUAGGAAAAUCAACUAAAUACCUUGACUCAUAAGUACUGUAUAAUAAAAAUAUAAAAUGUAUGUGUAAUGUUAAAUAAUUGCAUUACUUAGCUGCCACUACAUACAAAUCUUCAGUUUGUAGAAAUUUUAAGUGAAAAUUUUCAUUUUUCGAACGUAAAUAUGUUGCGAUUUAUUAUACACACACUUGUUUGUUUGUAUGUAACGAAAUGUUGCCAUUAAGUAAUCAACCCUAGUUAAGCUCAACAUAAGGUAAACUAAAAUUAGCUUUUCUACUGCAAAUGUAUGUAUGUAAUAUAGUAAUUAAGUAGCCUAAGCUUGUAAAUACCACUAUAAAUACAUAUUAGGUAUGCAAAUUUUUCAAGUUUUAUGUAUGUAUACAUGUAUAUUAAUAGAUUAGUACUUCAAAAAUGCUGCUGUUGAAUGUAAUGAUUACUGAUUCGCGUAUGAAAAAUAUGUUUUAGGUGGAAAUAUAUUUUUUAAAGUCAUUAGUUGUUAGAAAGCGUGAAAAGUGUAGGCAUAAUAUUGAGCAUUAAAAUUUGUGUGGACAAGUGGAUACUUUACGCAUGAAAUGUUUAGUUGUUGUAGGAAAUUUUUGAAUAGAAAAAUAUGUUUCUAAAAAGGUUUAAUGAAACUGUAUGAAGAAGAAACAAUUAUUGAAUGCAAACAGCUUUAUAAAAUUUUAAAUAUUUUCUGAAUGUUAAUAAUGUUGUUGUUGUAGCUGCAUAAAGUAUCUGUUUAAAAGACUUUUGUCUUUUGCAGUGCAAACAACUAUUUCAAGUAUAUUUCGACUAAUACUGCAACAAUCUCAUUCGCUUGUUAUUAUUGUUGUGGUAGAGCAAAAUUAAAAAAACGCAAGUUUAAAGAUUAAAAUAAAUAAUUUUUAUUAUCAAAACUUAUUAUAGACAAAACUCUAGUAACUUAUUAUUAUUAUAUUAGUUAACUAUAUUUAGAAUUGCUGAAAAAAAUGGAAACUUAAUUAAAUCUUUUUCUAAAAACACAACUAUUUUUUUGUAAAAAUCAUAAGGUGACCAUUUUAAACGGAGAAAAAUACAAAAACUCGAAAAGCAGCAACAAUGUUCAAUAACCAUACUUAACUAUGUAUAUGCAAUAAUGUUGCCAGCAACAUGUUGCACGCCAAGUCGAAACUUGUGAUAAUUAUUUCCAUUAAAUUAUGUAUGUAUCUUCAAAUUUGCGGUAUUUGAGCAAACCUAAUGAGUUCUCAGCAACAUGUUGCUGAAAGAAAUGUUGCACGCCAAUUCUAAACUUGUCAAUUAUUUCCAUCAAAUUAUAGCUUUUCAAAUUUGCGGUAUUUGAACAAGCCGAACGAAUUCUCAGCAACAUGUUGCUGACACAAAUGUCGCACGCCAAUUCUAAACUUGCCAAUUAUUUCCAUCUAAUUAUAUCUAUUCAAAUGUGCGGUAUUUGAACAAGCAUUGCCAAGCAAGGCCUUUUAACAAUUCUCAGCAACAUGUUGCUGAAACAAAUGUUGCACGCCAAUUCUAAACUUGUCAAUUAUUUCCAUCAAAUUAUAGCUUUUCAAAUUUGUGGUAUUUGAACAAGCCGAACGAAUUCUCAGCAACAUGUUGCUGAAACAAAUGUUGCACGCCAAUUCUAAGCUUGUCAAUUAUUUCCAUCAAAUUAUAGCUUUUCAAAUUUGCGGUAUUUGAGCAAGCCUAAGGAAUUCUCAGCAACAUGUUGCUGAAACAAAUGUUGCACACCAAUUCUAAACUUUUCAUAAUUAUUUCCAUCAAAUUAUAUCUAUUGAAAUUGACGGUUUUUGAAUAAGUCCCAUGAAUUCUCAGCAACAUGUUGCUAAAACAAAUGCUGCAAAGCCGUGUUUCUUACAGUUCGUAUGUUGAAAAUGAGAAUUUAUUACAAUAAGCGAAAAUGUAAUUAGCAACAUAUUGCAGCAAUAUGCGAAAUGUUAUUUAUGCUUAAAUUUUGAUAUAAGAUGGAAAUGUUAGGCAACGUUUUCUUCAAAUUUCAAACGUAUUGUAUCUACAUAAAAAUUUUGUUAUGCCGUGUUUUUCAUAAUAUUUGUUGCAAUUAUUUUCAAUCUGAACCACAAAAUUCUGUUUUUUAUAAACUACUAUUUCCGAUAUAUUCCGAUUAUAUUCAUCAAAAUUCAUCUUUCAGAAAUUUAUUUUUUAAAUAACUGUAUUUGAACUCCCAAAAUUUAUAUUAAACUCCCUAAACUUGGAUAUUAGAAAAAAUAGAAUGGUUAAAAAUAUUUAUAAAAUAAUAAAAAUUUGUAAAAUUGUUUAAUUUUUUAGUUGUAUAAUAAACAAGAAUGCAUGUAAUUAUAACUAAACUAGUAAUUAGAAUAAUUUAGUUUAUGUAUGUAGCGAACAAAAAUGUAUGUAUAUGUACAUAAAAUGGGUAAAGAGCGAAAUUAUAUGCCUAAACUUGACUAGUUAAAUAAAUAUCGAAUUAAUAAAAAAUAAAAA